CAGGUUGGAAGUCUGGACCAUCAUUACCACUUCCACCACAGCAGAGUGGUUCGCCGGGCUGCCUUUUCUUUGAAGGGCCCCCACCACUUCAUCCAUAUGGAUCCCAAGGUGGACUGGGCCCAGCAGCAGGUGGUAAAGACGCGGGUGAAGAGGUCGGCUCAGAGACAGCCACAUGUCCUUUCCUUCAACGACCCUAAAUGGUCCAACAUGUGGUACAUCCACUGCAACGACAGGAGCGGCCGCUGUCACUCAGAGAUGAACAUCCUGGCAGCCUGGCAGAGAGGAUACACCGGAAAAAACGUGGUGGUGACCAUCCUGGAUGACGGCAUCGAGAGGAGCCAUCCGGACCUGAGUCAGAACUACGACCACUUUGCAAGUUAUGAUGUAAACGGGAAUGACCACGACCCAACACCACGCUACGACUCCCGCAGUGAAAACAUACAUGGAACUCGCUGUGCAGGGGAAGUUGCAGCGGUGGCCAACAACUCCAACUGCAUUGUCGGCAUCGCCUACGAUGCUCACAUUGGAGGGAUCCGGAUGCUGGACGGGGAUGUCACCGACAUAGUGGAGGCCAAGUCCCUGGGGAUUAGACCCGACUACAUCCACAUCUACAGCGCCAGCUGGGGGCCCAAAGACGAUGGCAGGACAGUGGACGGCCCGGGGCCCCUCACCAAGCAGGCCUUUGAGCAAGGCAUCCGGAAGGGGCGCAGAGGCCUGGGCUCCAUCUUUGUUUGGGCAGCAGGUAACGGAGGUCGGCAGGGGGACCACUGCUCGUGUGACGGCUACACCACCAGCAUCUACACCAUCUCCAUCUCCAGCACCACGGAGAACGGAAACAAGCCCUGGUACCUGGAGGUGUGUAGCGCCAUCAUGGCCACCACCUACAGCAGCGGAGAGUUCCACGAGAGGAAGAUUGUGACCACCGACGUGUGGCAGCGCUGCACCGACGGACACACCGGCACCUCCGUGUCGGCUCCCAUCGCUGCAGGGGUCAUCGCGCUCGCUCUGGAGGCCAACCUCCUGCUCACCUGGAGGGAUGUGCAGCACCUGCUGGUGGAGACGUCCAGACCGCUGCACCUGAAGGCUGACGACUGGAGGACCAACGCUGCCGGACACAGAGUCAGCAGCCUGUACGGGUUCGGUCUGGUGGACGCAGAGGCCAUGGUGAUGGAGGCGGUGAAGUGGAGGACCGUUCCUGCUCAGCACACCUGCAGCCACGUGUCUGUGCAGCAUGGCAGGCACCUCCCUGCCGGCCGGAGCUUGAACAGCAGCAUCAGCACCUCCGGAUGUUCAGACACGCCCCAGCAGCAUGUGGAUUACCUGGAGCACGUCGUCGUCAAGGUGUUCAUUGCUCACCCGCGACGGGGAGACCUGGAGAUCAACCUCCAUUCUCCGUCAGGGACCAGCUCACAGCUCCUGGCCAAGAGAUUGUUUGACAGCUCUAAAGAGGGCUUCAGGAACUGGGAGUUCAUGACUGUUCAUUUCUGGGGUGAGAGGUCAGAGGGCACGUGGACCCUGGAGAUUACUGAUUCACCGUCGAAGCUGCGUAACCCUCAGGUUCUGGGGAACCUGAAAGAAUGGACUCUAAUCCUUCACGGCACCUCUCAGAACCCUCGGCAGCCCGACGGUACUCAGGUCCGCUCCAGAACGCCGGAGGUCCCAGGAGGGACCGUGCAGGAGCCGGGUCUCCAGGAGGACGAGGACGAGGAGGAGUACGACGGGCCGUGCCACCGUGACUGUGGAGACCAGGACUGUGACGGGCCGGGGGCUGAACACUGUCUCAACUGUGUUCACUUCAGCCUGGGGAACGUCAAAAGUGGCAGGACCUGUGUGAGUCACUGUCCCCUCGGCUACUACGAGGACGCAGCGUCCCGCCGCUGCAGGCGCUGCCCCCGAGGCUGUGAGAGGUGUGAGGGCCCGGCCCCCGGCAGCUGCCUCUCCUGCAGGAGGGGCCUCCACCUCCACACGCCCAGCUCCACCUGCACCCACACCUGCCCCCCCGGCCACUUCGCAGAUGAGAAUCAGAGGAGGUGUGUGAGUUGCCAUGCCAACUGCACGGCGUGUGUGAGCUCUGCAGACAGGUGCACGGCGUGCGGCGAGGGCUACAGCCUGGCGGGGAUGACCUGCCUGCCUCUGUGUGCCGACGGAACCUUCUUCCACCUGGAGGAGAUGACCUGCAGCCCCUGUCACUCCUCCUGUCACACCUGCACAGGGCCGGGUGAGGAGGAGUGUAUUCACUGUGCGGAGGGUUUCCUGCAGCAGGAGUGGCAGUGUGUGCAGGCCUGUGCUCCUGGAUACUACUCUGGAAAGGCAGCAAGACUCCCUCAUAAGAUCUGCCACAGGUGUGAGGAGAACUGUCUGAGCUGCAGCGGUUCUGGGAACACGUGCAACAAGUGCAAAGCAGGCUACCGUCUGAUCAGCAGGACCUGCAUCGCAAAUGCAGCUUGUAAUAAUGCUGAUGAGGUGUUCUGUGAGAUGGUGAAGUCCAACCGUCUCUGUGAGAGGAAGUUCUACCACCAGUUCUGCUGCCGUACCUGUCUGAUGAAUGGAUGAAGAGCUAAUCGUCCCUCGCUCCUCUGGUUUCGCUCCAAAUCAAACAUUCGAAAGGAAACAAAUGAGUGGUUGCUGGUUUGAAGAGUCUGACUUGUAUUGGGUUCUUUCUUUUCCAAACGUGAUGUUCAACAUCACCAGCCACUCUCUGUUCUGCAAAUAUAAAGUGUACGUGCGCUCAGAAAUGUAUAGAAAGGACUCCAAAGACUAUAUAUUAUGAACCUGAGGCUCAACACUAUGUUAUCUGUGUAAGUCAUUUUAUCCCCUUUAUAUAAACUGAUCCAACUAAAUUGACCACACCUGUCGAUGUUUGUGUGUAAAGCUUUAUUUUGAAAUGGUACCCCAAUUUAUUGGCUGCCCACUUUGCUCCACUCCUGCUUUGUUAUACCUGCAGAGAAUUAAACAUUUUUUUUUUUUUUUUUUAAAGAUUUUUUUUGGGCUCUAUUGGCCCUUUAUUGAGAUGCAGACAAAGGGGUAGAGAGAGAGAACGGGGAAGACACGCAGCAAAGG
Messenger RNA from Cololabis saira (Pacific saury), 3060 nucleotides. RefSeq names its product proprotein convertase subtilisin/kexin type 6-like. Gene Ontology annotation, cellular component: cell surface; membrane. Bases 97 to 2553 code for a protein of 818 amino acids. The transcript is spliced from 20 exons. Gene Ontology annotation, molecular function: serine-type endopeptidase activity. Lineage: Eukaryota; Metazoa; Chordata; Actinopteri; Beloniformes; Belonidae. Gene Ontology annotation, biological process: peptide hormone processing. The record is from RefSeq and is a predicted model, not a curated record.